AUGGGGCUGUCCGCUCUCUAUCUACAGAUAGCAGAUCGAAAGGAGGAUGCUUACCUCUAUGUAAGUAUCUUCUCUGAACCCACAGCUAGGUCAGCAAACCUCACACCAUCUAGGCUAGCACGGCCCCCCGACUGUCGCUGGGUCUUUGUUUACACAAGUCUAGACCUUCCCGAAGUCACACACGCUCGGAAGCAGUGCAUCAUAACCGGCUUUGGUGGUCGAUCUACAUGCAGGAACGGUAUAUCACUCUUGGUCGUGAGACUUACUGCCGCCGUAGGCUUCCCGAUGGCUGUUUCGGAAGCAUCAAUCACUGCAGCUCAUCCCGCAUACCAGAUCGGACACCCAUCCUCUACCGCCAUUGCAGUCAAUGUAAAGUUGGCUCAAAUUACUGGCCGCAUCACCACCACUAUUUACUCCCAAAAUAUUGACCCAGAGGAUGUUUUCAUCAAAGAAGUUCAAGACAUCCUACACUCGCUAAAUAAGAUUAAGAAUGAAAUGCCCCCCGAAAUUUCAGGAGGGUCACAUCCUACUAAGCUUUUACUUAGCGAUGCGCCCCUACCUAGCUCUCAGCAGUCAUCAGCGAGGACAAUUACAUCUCUUCAUCUGACAGUCAACCAGCAGAAUAUCAUUUACGCAGUGCGACCAAUACUGUUACACAUGCCACGUAGCAGCUUCAGCGGGGGUAGCAACUUGUAUACGUCCAUGAGUCAUACCCUUCGUAGACUUGCAGACACUUGCGUUGAAACACCUCACAAAAGCUUGGUGAUUCUCCACGGUCUGCGUAAACAAGACAUCAUAGGUGCAUAUCUUUACCCAUUCCAACGUGCAUCUGGGAGUGUGCCUAUGGCCCCGGGUGAAGCACAAGGCCAGAGACUGAGUGCCCGGAUCAUGACAGAUAAUAAUGCCUUUGAGAUUCAGGACGCUGUAAUGGCCAGUACAGAAGACCUGGGUGACAUUGUGCUCGAAGGCGAAGAUGAUCUUUACUGGAUAUACCACAAUCCCUCACUGUCGCUUACAGACGUGGAACAAACAGAUUGGGAGACUCUGGACAACCAUAUUGUCUAUUGUAUGCUAAUUCAACGAUCCGAAAAAAGGAUUUCCAUCACGGCCUCUAGACCAUGUCUCAUUCUCAAAUGA
Fusarium venenatum is the source of this 1137-nucleotide messenger RNA. The record is from RefSeq and is a predicted model, not a curated record. Lineage: Eukaryota; Fungi; Ascomycota; Sordariomycetes; Hypocreales; Nectriaceae.